GAAAGAGUGAAGAGAUGAAGACCAUAAACUAAACCCUCCAAAUCCUCAAAACCUAGAGCUCACCAGAUCCCUUCCUCUCCCCCACCUCCCGUUCCCCGCAUUUCUACCAGAAGCGAAGCAUAUGGCGUCCUCCUCCGCCUCCUCGUCGGCUUCCGCCCUCGUCCACCUCCUGGGCCCGGCUCACCUUGGUGCCCCACCCUGUGGGUGGCGGAACCACCCGCGGAUGCGGCGGCCCCGCCACGCGACCGUGCGGUGCUCGUUCGCGCCGGUGGAGACGGCCAGGAUAAAGGUGGUGGGAGUCGGCGGCGGCGGCAACAACGCCGUCAACCGCAUGAUCGGCAGCGGCCUGCAGGGUAUUGAAUUCUAUGCUAUAAACACGGAUUCACAGGCGCUUAUUAAUUCACAAGCGCAAUAUCCUCUCCAAAUUGGAGAGCAGUUGACUCGUGGUCUAGGUACUGGUGGAAAUCCUAAUUUGGGAGAGCAAGCGGCCGAGGAAUCAAGAGAAGCCAUAGCCAAUGCCCUCAGGGAUUCAGAUCUUGUCUUCAUAACAGCUGGAAUGGGAGGGGGUACUGGAUCCGGUGCUGCUCCAGUUGUUGCCCAGAUAUCAAAAGAAGCUGGUUAUCUUACUGUUGGUGUUGUCACCUAUCCAUUCAGCUUUGAAGGCCGUAAGCGCUCUCUACAGGCACUGGAAGCAUUAGAGAAGCUGGAAAAGAGUGUAGACACACUUAUUGUGAUUCCAAAUGAUAAGUUAUUAGAUGUUGCCGAUGAAAACAUGCCCUUGCAAGAUGCGUUUCUACUUGCAGAUGAUGUCCUUCGUCAGGGUGUGCAAGGAAUAUCAGACAUUAUCACGAUACCUGGACUAGUCAAUGUUGAUUUUGCCGAUGUGAAAGCUGUCAUGAAAAACUCUGGAACUGCCAUGCUUGGUGUUGGUGUUUCUUCCAGCAAAAAUCGGGCACAAGAAGCUGCUGAGCAGGCAACACUUGCUCCUUUAAUUGGAUCAUCCAUCGAGGCAGCUACCGGUGUCGUGUACAAUAUCACUGGUGGGAAGGACAUCACUUUGCAAGAAGUGAACAAGGUGUCCCAGAUUGUGACAAGCUUGGCUGAUCCUUCUGCAAACAUAAUUUUUGGGGCCGUUGUUGACGACCGUUACACUGGUGAGAUACAUGUGACGAUCAUUGCAACAGGAUUUCCACAGUCCUUCCAGCAGUCCCUUUUGGCUGAUCCGAAGGGAGCAAGGAUAGUGGAAGCCAAAGAAAAGGCUGCAAGCCUCGCCCAUAAAGCAGCAGCUGCUGCAGUUCAACCAGCACCCGCUUCCGCUUGGUCCCGAAGGCUUUUCUCCUGAGCGCAGUUCGUUAGGCAAAUUACCUUGUGAAGCUGUGAUUCAUAGGGCGUUAGAGAACUGGCAUUUGGUGUCCCGAGGGCUCUUUUUAGCUGUCUGAAGAUUAUAGCUUGGGUUAGUGUCCCGUAGUGGUUAGAUUCAGUUUCGAUGUGUGUAUUGCUUGUCUGUGGUUCAGCACAAAUAGAAGAGUGCCGUGUUCAGCAUAUCACUACUUUUGCAGAAGAUCUUUGACUGCUUUUACUGCAACAACCUUGUGUUGAAUUGUUUCAUGGAAGGAAAAACUGGUUUCGUGACA
Phragmites australis (common reed) is the source of this 1634-nucleotide messenger RNA. Its product is annotated as cell division protein FtsZ homolog 1, chloroplastic-like. Gene Ontology annotation, molecular function: GTP binding; GTPase activity. The transcript has 6 exons. Lineage: Eukaryota; Viridiplantae; Streptophyta; Magnoliopsida; Poales; Poaceae. The record is from RefSeq and is a predicted model, not a curated record. Bases 122 to 1342 code for a protein of 406 amino acids. Gene Ontology annotation, biological process: cell division; microtubule-based process; chloroplast fission. Gene Ontology annotation, cellular component: cytoplasm; cell division site; microtubule.